Messenger RNA from Phytophthora nicotianae INRA-310, 150 nucleotides. RefSeq lists its product as hypothetical. The record is from RefSeq and is a predicted model, not a curated record. Lineage: Eukaryota; Oomycota; Peronosporomycetes; Peronosporales; Peronosporaceae. The annotation marks the transcript as partial. The transcript has 2 exons.
AUGGAGCAUAAAGGCUACAACUGUUACUGCAAGCGCAAGGCCACCAAGACUAAUACAACCUACGCGGUCUGUGCUGGACACCGAGCUGGGUUGGAGACGCCGCCAGAAGUCAUCGAUGUCCGCCGAGAAAAACAGGCCGUUCUUCAGAGA